Molecule: messenger RNA, 864 nt
Organism: Fonsecaea multimorphosa CBS 102226
Lineage: Eukaryota; Fungi; Ascomycota; Eurotiomycetes; Chaetothyriales; Herpotrichiellaceae
Exons: 1
Coding region: 1-864 (287 amino acids)
Source: RefSeq, a predicted model, not a curated record
AUGGCCACCUACGAGACUGCCGAAGACAAGUUCGUCACCAUCCACGGGAUCAAGCACGCGUACCGCCAGUUCGGGCAGACGAGUGGCACUCCGCUGUUCCUGCACGUGCACUUCCGCGGCAACAUGGACUGGUGGGACCCCGUGUUCAUCAACCGGCUGGCAGCAAAGCGACCGAUCCUGCUGGUCGACAACACGGGCGUGGGCCGCAGCGAAGGCGAAGUCGGGUUGAAGUUCGCGGAUUGGGCGCAGACCAUCAUCGACGUGGCCAAGGCGCUCAACAUCUCCAAGCUCGACGUCUUGGGGUUCUCGAUGGGCGGCUUCGUGGCGCAGCGCAUCGCGCUCCAAGAGCCCGAUCUCGUCCGCCGCCUGAUCGUGGCCGGCGCGGGACCCUCGGCGGGCGAGGGCGUCGUGGGCGGCGACCCGAAGCACUUCACCGAGGUGGCCAGCGCAACCACCCCGGAGGAGUGGAACGCGGGUCUGAUGCACACGUUCUUCUCGCCCUCGGAGAAGAAGCAGGCGAAAGCGGCCGAGUGGAUCAAGCGCAUGGAAGACGCUCGCGAGAACCGCGCGCCGCUGCUGGGCGAAGAAGGCACAAGCCGCCAAAUCGCGGCCGUGCAGCGCUGGUUCUCGGGCGAGUUCCGCGACGAGGGAGCCUACGACCAGCUCGACGCCAUCAAGGUGCCUACCUUGGUCGCCAACGGCUCCAACGACUUGCUCGUCCCCACCGAGAACAGCAUCGUGCUGUGGCGCCGUCUGACGGGCUGUGAGGCCAGUCUGCACCUGUACCCGGACUCCGGUCACGGGUUUCUCGACGAGUAUAAUGUCCAUUUUGCGCAGCUGGUCAAUGAUUUUUUGGAUGACUAA